This is a messenger RNA of Closterium sp. NIES-67, 498 nucleotides long. The record is from the annotation of a GenBank genome assembly. NCBI's taxonomy places the organism in Eukaryota, Viridiplantae, Streptophyta, Zygnematophyceae, Desmidiales, Closteriaceae.
GCGAUGAGUAGCGCGGAAGUGAAUAUCGAGGUGGGCGAGCGGAGGGUGCAGCUGUCAGGAGGCCAGAAGCAGCGCAUUGCCAUCGCCCGAGCGGUCAUCCGCAACCCGCGCGUGCUGCUGUUGGACGAGGCCACGUCAGCGCUGGACAGCGAAUCAGAGCGCGUGGUUCAGGCCGCGCUGGACGGCGGGCUGAUGGAGGGGAGAUCGACGGUUGUGAUCGCGCACCGGCUGUCAACGAUCCAGCAUGCGGAUAAGAUUGCAGUUGUGGCGGGGGGAAGGGUGGUGGAGCAGGGGAGCCAUGGGGAGCUGAUGGCGCUUGGGGGGGCGGGGGAGGGGGAAGGGGAGGGGGAGGGGGAGAGGAAAAGGGGAAGAAGAACCAUGCAGGUGGUCGAGCACGGAGUGAAGCUGCCAGGCGGCCAGAAGCAAUGCAUCGCCAUCGCCCGAGUGGUCAUCCACAACCCACGCGUGCUGCUGUGAGCGGCCUAGCUCUGCCCCGGU